AAAGCUCAAGCUCCAAAGACCUCUCACUCUAUCCCCUUCUCAAACAUAAGAGGAAAAGAAAAAAUGAACCUUUCGAAAAUCAGCAAGCAUCGCUGCCUAUUACAGUUCAGAAUCCACAUAAAUCCUCAAGAAACAAACCUUCCGAAAAUCCCUUUUGGUCCUUUCAAUUUAUUCAUCCAAAGAAGAUGGAAAAAGCCAGCAAACACAGCACAAACUCGGUUAGAAUCAAGAACCAUAGAUUCCAAACUCAACAGACUAACAACAUACCUCAAGAAACUCAAAACCAUCCUCAAAAUCUACGAACUCAUGUCAAAUCGAAAGAGGGGUCCUUUUGUAUCCCUGCAGUUGAUGUCCAGAUGGACAAAUAUAGUGGGGCUGAAUGUAGGUAUGGGUGAGUUUGUGCAUAAGCACCCCCAUGUGUUUGAUGUAUUUACACACCCGGUUAAUAGGAAUUUAUGUUGUAGGAUUAGUGGGAAAUUCAAGGGUUUGGUGAGUGAAGAAGAGCGUCUUGUGAAAGAUUGUGAAUUGGAGUGUGCGAAGAGAGUUAAAAGGUUGUUAAUGAUGUCUAAAAACGGGAGACUUCAUGUUCAUGCUUUGAGGUUGAUUAGGAGAGAAUUGGGAUUGCCUGAGGAUUUUAGGGAGUCAGUUUUAGGGAAGUAUAAGGAAGAUUUUAGGCUGGUUGAUUUGGAGAUUGUUGAAUUGGUUGAUAAAGAUGAGAACUUCGGGGUGGCUGAAGUUGAGAAAUGGAGAGAGAAAGAGUAUAGAGAGAAGUGGUUGAGUGAGUUUGAGACGAAGUUUGCAUUUCCUAUCAAUUUCCCUACGGGGUUUAAGAUUGAAAGGGGGUUUAGAGAGAAGUUGAAGAAUUGGAAAAUGCUUCCUUAUUUGAAGCCUUAUGAGGGAAAUGAGGUUGUUCAGGUGGGCGCUUGUGGUGGGAAGAAUAGAUAUGAGAAACGGGCGGUAGCAAUGAUUCAUGAGUUGUUGAGUUUGACAGUGGAGAAGAUGGUUGAGGUUGAGAGAUUGGCUCAUUUUAAAAAGGAUUUUGGUAUGGAAGUGAAUGUGCGCGAGUUGUUAUUGAAAAAUCCUGGGAUUUUCUAUAUAUCAACUAAGGGAAGCACUCAUACUGUUAUUCUUAGGGAAGCAUAUAGUAAAGGUUGUUUGAUUGAGCCAAAUCCGAUUUAUGUUGUUAGGAGGAAGAUGUUGGAUCUUGUAUUGCUGGGUUGUAGAAACACAAGAGAGUUGCAAGCUGAGGAAGAAAUUAAGAACGGGAGUGACAGUCUCAUUAGGAAAGCAUUUGCUGGAAAUACAACAGUUGGCGAGUGGGUUGUCCCAAUUUCAGAGAGUUUUGACAAUGUGAAUGACCAUGAUGAUCCAGCUGAAAUCAUUGAUGCAUCAGAGGAGUUUGAUGGAUGCUAGGAAAAUUGAAGCGGUGAAAAUGACGAAUGAGCUAGGGGAUGAUACAAAAUAAGCAUAUGGUGACUUUACAUUCAUUAUCCAAGAUGUAAUUCCGUGGACUGUUUGAACUCCAACAAGGUUGCCGCGACAAGCAGUUUAUAAAUGGACUAAUUUCACACAGUACACCAACACAUCCUUUUUGUAACACCGCAUAUUAUCAGUUUAACACUUUCUUCCUCCUUUGUCAGGGGAAAGGAGUAGUAUCGUGUAGCAUUCCAGAAGGUCUAAGGGACAGAAUGUUCGCCUUAAGUUGCAUCACAGUCUUACGAGAUAUGCAGCAGUUUGAAAAUGCAAGUACUCUGAUCGAAAAUGAUGACUGAAGGCAAAUAACUAGUGUUAAAGAGGAUGCAUAGGUUUCUUCUCAGACAUGCUAAGGGUCCCGGGAGCUAACUGCGAGGAUGAAAUGUUAUUGGUUGCUUUAAAGAUGAUCAGGCUGGAAUUAUGGACAAGCAUUCAAGGGAUCAGGGGAUUAAAGCAUUUAGACGAGGGGCGGGGUGGAAGCAUGGCUCUGUCUCUGAAGUCUUAACACAGAUCUUUAUGUGGUGCUGAUAGUGAUUUUGCUUAUUGAUGCGUGAAGUCUUAUUGUACCAUGGACAUGACUGGCACCGGAUGGGGCUGGUUGAGUUUCUUUUUUUUGGUUUCCUUUUAUUCUCCCCCGCAAAGAGUACAGUUUUCAACGGACAGAAGUAGUUUGGUGUAGCAUUGUAGUCUUUAUCGGAUAUGCAGCGAUAUGACAAUGGUUGGACAAUCUGAAGAAUUGAAGAUAUGAAGUCCAGGUGCUGGGGUGAAUAAUGAUGGUGAAGAGAGAAUUGCAGCACAAUGAUCCAUACGCUUCUUCUCCAAUCUCUGUCAUUGUCGUGCCAGGUAGUGUGUAGUGUUUAAUUAAUGUCAGGAGACAACUGGAACAUAGGGAAGGUGGAGAUUAUUGUCAGGAGACAAUUGGAACAUAGGGAAGGUGGAGAUUAGCUUUGUUUAGUGGUGGUGUACAAGAAAUUGAUUCUAAUUGAUGGAAUAACCUCUUAUGCUUUUUU
Molecule: messenger RNA, 2483 nt
Organism: Populus euphratica (Euphrates poplar)
Lineage: Eukaryota; Viridiplantae; Streptophyta; Magnoliopsida; Malpighiales; Salicaceae
Product: Ubiquitin carboxyl-terminal hydrolase family protein
Exons: 2
Coding region: 64-1413 (449 amino acids)
Molecular function (GO): RNA binding
Source: RefSeq, a predicted model, not a curated record